Arachis ipaensis is the source of this 698-nucleotide messenger RNA. Its product is annotated as arabinogalactan protein 41-like. The record is from RefSeq and is a predicted model, not a curated record. Lineage: Eukaryota; Viridiplantae; Streptophyta; Magnoliopsida; Fabales; Fabaceae.
AGGUAACUACCGCAUGGCCCUUGUUAGCGGCAAUUCAAAAGAACGUGCCGUAGUUGUAAGUGGUCCCCAUAUUAGAAGGAAGAAAGACACUCAAGUAUUUACCAAAUCAGUUCACUCACUACAAUUGAGUUUCUAUAUAAAUGUGAUAUCAUAUCAGUGUAUGCUAAAUUGCUAAUCACAUAGUAUCAAAUUGAUACUUGGUUUUGGGGUUCUGAAGUUUCCACAUUGUCUCAGCCUCUCUUGACAGUAUUGGUUGUGAAAGCACCCAAGAAGAGAAGAAAAGAAAAUGACAUUUCUCAUAGCUCUUGCUUCUUCUUCGUCAGGUGUUUUGGCCUUAUAUACUCUUCUUGCCAUCUUUCAACCAGCUAUUAUUGAAGCCCAAUCCCUUUCUCCUGCACCUGCACCUGCUCCCACCAGAGAUGGUACUUCAAUAGACCAAGGAAUUGCCUACGUGCUUAUGCUUGUGGCAUUGGUUCUCACAUACCUCAUCCACCCUCUUAAUACCUCUUUCUACAAUUUGUGAAUUAUCCGUUUCCCUACUCUUGUAUUUUUACCCUCAUAGAAAGUGAACAUAGUAGGGAUCGAUGGUUUUUAAUUUCCCAUGCUCUUAGGCUGAAUUGUUGAUGCAGGGGCUGUUAUCAAUGUGUUUGAUGCGAUGCUAAUUUUAUUCUUUUUUAGUUUCUAAUACCGUUCAGAUC